This is a messenger RNA of Ophidiomyces ophidiicola, 3330 nucleotides long. RefSeq lists its product as uncharacterized. The coding region runs from base 1 to 3330 and encodes 1109 amino acids. Lineage: Eukaryota; Fungi; Ascomycota; Eurotiomycetes; Onygenales; Onygenaceae. The record is from RefSeq and is a predicted model, not a curated record. The transcript is spliced from 9 exons. Gene Ontology annotation, molecular function: DNA binding; DNA-binding transcription factor activity, RNA polymerase II-specific; zinc ion binding. Gene Ontology annotation, biological process: DNA-templated transcription; regulation of DNA-templated transcription.
AUGGGUGACGAUGUCGCCCCGCAUGCCCUGCCAGACGCCCCCUCUCGCGGGACGCCAGUGAGCCCACCGUCGCCUGGCCGCGCCGACCCCAACCUGCUGUCCUCGCCGCUGCUGGCGUCCGCCGGCAGUGCUGCGUCUGUCGCCAAACUGCCUCCCCGCCGCAAGCACUAUGCAAUUGGCGGCGGCAAGCAGAUUACUCGCACCCGCGUCAGCUACUCGUGCCAUACCUGCCGCCGCCGCAAGGUCAAGUGCGACAAGGUCCAUCCCGUCUGCAGCAACUGCCAGAAGAACGGCUCCGAAUGCGCCUACGACUCCCGCUCCCUAACCCACCGGACCCGCGUCUCUCAAGACCACCACCACCAACACCAGAACCGCUUGAAACGCCGACGGGAACGCUUGCCGGAGACGUCCCUCGCCGACCUUUUGUCCCCGUACACCGGUCUACAACUGCCCCAUGACGCCGGCGAGCACAAGUCCGGGUCCGAGCAGAUUGCCGCGAGACUGGACCGCCUGACGUCCAUGAUAGAGCGCCUAAGCCGGACAAACGGCUCGUUGACGCCCCAGGACAGCGAACCCAUUUUCCAAGGGAUGCGGUCGCUCUAUGAGGCCUCCGAACUGUCCCUCCGACAUGCCACAAGACCGGCCUCCGGCCCGCCUUCGAGGCCGCUAUCCAGGCAGUCCAGCCCGAGAAGACAGUCCACCGGCGGCAGCAAUCAUGAAGAUUUCCCAAUGCCAACCGGUCUGUCUACAGAUCUGGUGGACCCCGUGGGAACCCUGAAUCUGGGCCACUUGAGUUUGGAGGACGGAGGCAAAUCUCGAUAUGUUGGAACUACGUACUGGGCUUAUAUUUCCGAUGAGAUCAAUGAACUAAACCAACUACUCCGCGAUCAAAAUCGGUCACAGCAGCAGGCUCCUACUUCGCCCGAGCUAUCUUGGGAUGCACCGAGCGAGAUAUCGCACCCACCGUCUGGGCAAUAUAAUUUAGAAGGCAGCCAGAGAAUGUUAUUCCGUGACGAAAGCGCCCAGAAUGCCGAUCCUUUCUUGAGGGAUGACUCGCCGCUCUCUGCGGACCGACCCAUUCAAGCAGAAAUGCUCGAAAACGUUCCUUCGAGGCGGCAAAGUAAUAUUUUAUACAAAGGUUUCAUGUCUGGCAUCCAUGCUAUCAGCCCAGUAGUACACCCCCCUACCGUCCUGCGCCUCUACCAGUAUUUCUGGGAAUGGUACGAUUCGCGGGGAGUUUCGAGAAACCCCUACCCCGACCCCGCUUUUAUCCCGCUUCUCUAUGCAAUAUGGUACGGCGGUUCCGUCACAAUAUCCUUGCGAACCAUCCAUGCCGAGUUUGACGUUGGAAGUCGCGCGCAUCUGUCUGGGCCCUUCCACGAUGAAGUUACCCGAUGGCUGAAGAAAAUCACAUUCCCGCGAAAUCCCACCCUCCACGGGUUGGCUGCUUUUCUACUUGUUCAAACUAUUUUGUCCAAGGAGGAGGAGCCUCUGACAAGUAGUUUAUUCAUCAGUCUCGCCCUCCGAGUCGCCCAAACCAUGGGCCUCCACCGAGACCCCGCACAGUUUGGCAUCCUCGCGUGUGAAGCCGAGACGCGUCGACGGGUAUGGUGGCAUAUUGUCCAUAUGGAUGGCGUUGUUGCCAUGUCCAGCGGCCUGCCCCCUUUGGUGAGCGAUGAUAAUUAUUGGGACGUGCGUAUCGCCAGCGACGUCAAAGACACUUUAAUCGGUACUCCAGAAGCGCUCGAGUAUGAACGUGCUAUAGCGGAGAGUCGUAGAAACCCCGAUCGACCCAACGAUCCUAAUGUGUGCGGGAAUUCCAUGGUGAACGUAUACUACAUCUGUGCAAAGGGAAAAUAUGUUAUGGCGCGUGCCAUUCGUAAAAUCCUGAGGAUCCAGCUUGGUACAAAACCCGUUACCCGCAAGGAUAUGGAAGACCUACGGUCCAUUUUGAUGGAUCUUCAAGCCGAUCUACGCGGACUUGUUGAUAGGAUACCAAUUCCAAAAGUCGAUGCCGGCCAACCUGACCCUAAAUACCCUCCUGCUUCUGCUGGAAAUAAAUCUAUCAAAGCAGAUUUGCCUAACGGUGGUCCUGGAUGCCACGAGCAGUAUCAUACCUCAGUACUAGCCGCAUUUCAUAAAUGGGCCAGGAUUCUUCUAUCUUUAUUCGUAGACAAGGCAUUUUGUGUUGCCUACCAGCCUUUCUUGAAAAAUGCAAAGAGCAAAAUCUGGCCUGCAGCUCGUCAAUGUGCCCUCCACCAUUGCCACGGCUUUAUGGAAAAGUUCAUAUCUCUCGCCACUGAUCCAGAUUUCCAGCCCUUCCAGUGGAGUUGGCCUGGAAACCAUCAGCCAAUGCAUGCAACCAUGAUCAUGCUUAUCGAUCUCUACGAGCGACCAGGCACCCCUGAAGCCCCUAUUUCGCGUGCGUUCAUUGACAAAAUAUUUUCGCUCUCUGGGCCUGAUGGCGGCGUCGUUGGUGGUGAAGAUGGGAUAUCUACUGCUCGCCCUCUCAAGGACGGCGGCCGAGAGGCAUGGGAUAUGAUGCGGCGGCUUCGCGAAAAGGCCUGGCAAAAGGCCGGCCUUGAUCCAAAGGUUCUCUGGACGGAACAAGCCCAAGCAGCUAUUCCGCCUUCAAACUCAAAGGAGCAAACCUCUUCACCCGAGAACUUUGCCGACAGUUAUUUUGCAAUGAUCAAAAAGCCGUACGAAAAUCACAAGCCCCUGCAGCGCAGGUCAACGGAGAGGGAGGUGGCAAAAGAGCCUUUACGCAGCGAAAAUUCAACCGUAGGUGAUAUGCCACAUGUGAAAGCUGAAUCGUGGGCUGUAUCGCUAUCUAGCCCCAAUUCUCAACUGGCCGGCCCUUCGACCAUGUGGAACUGUUCACCGUCUCUCUCAGAAAUAGCGGCUUUCAACCCAGAAUAUAAAGCGCCGCAGGGUGGCGAUGCGAGCGGAUUCUUCGGCGGCUCCAAUCAGUUCUGCCAUUCAAACAACAUCAGCCAGGCACCCCAGCGUAUUCCUUCUGCAGAAUAUCAGGGCGAGCACAGCUUCAGCUCGGGCCAGACAAUUGUGCCGUUUUCGUCCGGACCUGCGGGACAAAGUCGGGUGGAUCCAAAUCACAAUUUUGACUGGGACCAAUGGGAUGCUGUUUUUGGACAGUAUUUGCCCGUCGUGGAGGGCAUGGACCUAGAUACGCCCGCUGAAAGCCAUGGUGGUCAGGGGCAUGGUCGUGAUGUGCGAAUGUCUCGAAUGCCCUUCAUGGGCGCAGAACUGGGGCUUGAUGAGACCGUGAAUUCUGGGGACAAAAUGAGGAAUUGGGCUGACUUUGGCUGA